Arabis nemorensis is the source of this 192-nucleotide messenger RNA. Lineage: Eukaryota; Viridiplantae; Streptophyta; Magnoliopsida; Brassicales; Brassicaceae. The record is from the annotation of a GenBank genome assembly.
AUGCCCACCGUUUUAUUCACCAUUGCAGGCAGAAACUUCACUCUACCUCCAGAGGAGUACAUUCUGAAGCUCGGGGACAGUGCUCUAGCUAUAUGCAUUAGUGGUUUUACAGCACACGAUGUUCCUCCACCUCGUGGACCUUUCUAUUGGACCCUGGGAGAUGUGUUCAUGGGAAAAUACCACACCGUUUAG